CGCAGAGGCUUGUUCCGGACUGAAGAGGAAGUGCUGCAGUGACGUCACCGGCGUGUUUGGGAGAAGGCCGGAGGAAGAUGGCGGGGUCCAAGGUGAAGCAGGACAUGCCUCCUGCGGGAGGAUAUGCUGCGUUUGAUUACAAGAGGAAUCUGCCUAAACGAGGACUAUCUGGAUAUAGCAUGUUUGGCAUUGGCAUAGGCAUCAUGGUGUUUGGCUAUUGGAGGCUUUUUAGCUGGAACAGAGAGAGAAGGCGCUUGCAGAUCGAGGAGAUGGAAGCCAGGAUAGCUCUGAUGCCCCUGAUGCAGGCAGAGACCGACCGAAGAACCUUGCGGAUGCUGAGGGAAAAUCUAGAAGAGGAGGCGAUUCUCAUGAAGGACGUUCCUGGCUGGAAGGUUGGUGAGACGGUCUACCACACAGACCGCUGGAUCAUCCCUCUGACGGAGGAGCUGUUCAACCUCCGGCCCCGUAAAGAGCAACUGCAAAAGCGUUUCGGCUUCAAGUGGUACGUGUAAGCACCAUCAACGACGUACAGCGUCCUGAGCUCCACCGCCUUCAACACCUUGUUCCUCGCUCAAUUCAGAUUGUAAAUGUUCAAUAAUAAAGUAUCUUUUUUUCCUGUACCUUA
Molecule: messenger RNA, 625 nt
Organism: Gymnodraco acuticeps
Lineage: Eukaryota; Metazoa; Chordata; Actinopteri; Perciformes; Bathydraconidae
Gene: ndufa13
Product: NADH:ubiquinone oxidoreductase subunit A13
Exons: 5
Coding region: 78-512 (144 amino acids)
Source: RefSeq, a predicted model, not a curated record